AUGGUCUGCUCAAGCGCUGAAGGAAUGCAGUAUUUCCAUGCAAAGGGCGUCUUUCAGGUUGAUGUCGGUCUUCGCAACUUGCUGGUCGACUGGGACGAUAAUGUCAAGUACUGCGAUUUCUCUGGAAGCUCAAUAGACGGGAGCAGGCCGACUGUCGUUGUCAGCCCGACGGCCCAGCAUCCCAAGGCCGUGAUAGGGUCUCCUACGGUACAGACGGAACUGUUUUCCCUCGGAUCUGCGAUAUACGAAAUCUCGACUACGUUUAAAGCGUAUGAGGGACUGGAGGAAGAUGAACUACAAGCUCGGUAUGCGAGGGGUGAAUACCCUGAUACAAGCCAGCUUCUUCUCGGCGGCGUGAUUCUCAAGUGGUGGCGUGGUUGUUAUUUCGACGCAGGGGAGGCAGCAGCAGAGAUCAGAGACAUCCAGCGAAGGAUGAAACAUGGGAAUGACCUGGGUCUAUCCAUCAACGGCCUGAUGGAAAGAAAAUGGAGUGAACAUACUCGAGUAUAUAUCCGCAUGCAGUUGUUCAUUGCCGCCGCUGUCUUCGGUGCCCAAGCCAUGUUCCGAGCCACCACUAUUAAUCCCAUAGCAUAG
Messenger RNA from Trichophyton rubrum CBS 118892, 594 nucleotides. RefSeq lists its product as uncharacterized. The transcript is spliced from 2 exons. Gene Ontology annotation, biological process: protein phosphorylation. Bases 1 to 594 code for a protein of 197 amino acids. NCBI's taxonomy places the organism in Eukaryota, Fungi, Ascomycota, Eurotiomycetes, Onygenales, Arthrodermataceae. The record is from RefSeq and is a predicted model, not a curated record. Gene Ontology annotation, molecular function: ATP binding; protein kinase activity.